AUGGCAGACCAAAUUACAGAUCCCCAGGAAGGUCAGUCCCCUUCUGGUCAUGACGACAGCAUUGCGCCCGAACAGAGAGGCAUCAAGAGACAGCGCACCUCCAACGCUGCGCCCGCCGACGACGAUGACGACGACGACGACAAGCCUGGCCGCGAGAGAAGAAAGAUCGAAAUCAAGUUCAUCCAAGACAAGUCGCGUCGUCACAUCACUUUCUCCAAGAGAAAGGCUGGUAUCAUGAAGAAGGCCUACGAAUUGUCUGUCCUCACUGGUACUCAAGUCCUUCUUCUUGUUGUGUCAGAGACUGGUCUCGUCUACACCUUCACUACCCCCAAGCUCCAGCCUCUGGUGACCAAGGCCGAGGGCAAGAACUUGAUCCAGGCAUGCCUCAACGCUCCCGAACCCGCCGAUUCGAACGGUGUCGACGGUGAAUCGACUGUCGACUCUCCGGAGGACACACACGCCAACGUCCCUGCCCCAGCUGCCGGCAUGCAACCUCGUGCCGCUGGCAUGCCCCCCAACCAAUACGCAAUGACACCCGAUCAGCAGCAAGCUCUGCACUACCAAGCAUAUCUCCAGCAACAACAGACUGGUGCCUACCCCAUGUCUGGCGCACCCAUUCCUGGUCGUCACCCCGGACACCAAUAG
Messenger RNA from Aureobasidium melanogenum CBS 110374, 645 nucleotides. Its product is annotated as MADS box transcription factor Mcm1. The coding region runs from base 1 to 645 and encodes 214 amino acids. Gene Ontology annotation, biological process: positive regulation of transcription by RNA polymerase II. Gene Ontology annotation, molecular function: protein dimerization activity; DNA-binding transcription factor activity, RNA polymerase II-specific; RNA polymerase II cis-regulatory region sequence-specific DNA binding. The transcript is spliced from 3 exons. NCBI's taxonomy places the organism in Eukaryota, Fungi, Ascomycota, Dothideomycetes, Dothideales, Saccotheciaceae. The record is from RefSeq and is a predicted model, not a curated record.